This is a messenger RNA of Falco peregrinus (peregrine falcon), 7717 nucleotides long. RefSeq names its product protein phosphatase 1 regulatory subunit 42 (gene PPP1R42). Lineage: Eukaryota; Metazoa; Chordata; Aves; Falconiformes; Falconidae. The transcript is spliced from 9 exons. Gene Ontology annotation, molecular function: protein binding. The record is from RefSeq and is a predicted model, not a curated record. The coding region runs from base 176 to 1192 and encodes 338 amino acids.
UUGGGCGGGAAGGGCGCGCGCCGGCUGCCUUGCGUCUCUGCGACUGUUGGUGUGUGGUUGCCACGGCAACCGGUGCGGUUCCGCCCGGCGGCCGCGGCCGGGAGGCAUUUUAUAAAACUACUUACAAGACCGCUAUCAAAAGAAGCAGUAGAGCAGUUUAGCCUAUUACAGAAUUAUGGUUCGACUAACAAUGGGCCUAAUUGCUAAAAGCAUCAGUCACAAGAAUCACAGUGAAGAGGACUUUGGACAGUAUGUGCGAAAAAUAACUCAUCUGAAUUUAUCAGAUAAAAAUAUAAAUGCAAUUGGUGACCUCUCUUUGUGUAAAAAUCUUAGAGUUCUAUAUUUAUAUGAUAACCACAUCAGACAAAUCCAGAACUUGGACUUUGCUUCAAAUAUAACACACCUUUACCUUCAGAACAAUUGUAUUUCAUGUAUAGAAAAUCUCUCAUCACUGAAAAACCUUGAAAAACUGUAUUUGGGGGGCAACUGCAUCACUGUAGUAGAGGGUUUGGAUAAAAUAGAAGAAAUAAGGGAGUUACAUGUUGAAAGUCAACAUCUCCCUCUUGGUGAAAAGCUUCUGUUUGAUCCCAGAUCUCUUAGGUCCCUGGCAAAGUCUUUGUCUGUGUUGAAUAUCAGCAAUAAUAACAUUGAUGAAUUAGAAGAACUGGCAGUUUUGGAAAAUCUUUCUUAUCUUAGAGCAGUUGACAAUCAAAUUCAACAUAUGAAGGAUUUGGAGGUUGUAUUAAACAAAUGGACAAAGCUACGCAGAAUGGAUCUUGCAGGAAACCCCAUCUGCCACAAACCAAAAUACAGGGACAGGAUUGUAGUACAGUCACGAACUUUAGAAUCCCUUGACGGGAAGGAAAUUAAAGACAUGGAAAGACAGUUCCUAAUGAAUUGGAAAGCCUUCAAAGCUGCCAGGAAAAAAAACAAAGAAAGAAUGACAAAUGAACACACAGCAGAUCUACAUUUUUCUGACUUUGAAACAUCUUACCCUAUUCUUCCCUUUCACUACAGUGACUUUGUGAAAGAAAAACCACAUUUUUUAGUUUUGUCUGAGAUGCACAAAGUUAAAAGAAAACCUCUGCCAAGAAUCCUGGGGAAAAAAAGGUUAGAUGAAAACUCAGCAUCAGCUCAAGGUCAUCAAGAUGAUCAAGAAAGAAAAUCACAUAAGCAGCUUUGUGAACCGUAAUGCAACUGUUUGGGGAAAUAAAAUCUGCCCAUAGGGAUCUGCAGUUUGGGACUUACAGUUUUUCCAGCUUUACCUGUAGUAAUGGUUUAGUUCAGUAUUUGGGACCUAGUAUCACUGCUUCCACAUUUUUAAUGCUACUUUUAAUCUCACUGUUUUAUUAUUUAUCAGCUGUACUGGCCAAUAAAAAAAUCAUCAUUUAUGCAAUGCUGUAGAUAAAAUAAAUAAAUAGAUUCAACUGCUACAGGUAUUCUUUUGUAACUGAAUUACUAAAUGCAGUGUUUUAUUUUACAUUCAUCUCGGAAUUUAUUAGUAUGUUUGAAAAUUUAACUGAGCAACAUUUAAUACUAUUCAUUCUUGACAGCUUCCCACUUUCCAUUCCAUCAGUUCUGUUCCUUGUGAUUAUUUGUUCUGAUUAAAAAUAGCUGCCUUUCCCUUUGAAAGGGAAGAAGUAUUACAAAUCCCAAAGCUGCUGUCUUCCAAAGUAUCAUUUUUGUUCUUCAUAUGACAAUGUAUAUAUUCUGGUAUAAAAAGAAAAUUAACUCAUCAUAUAUGUACCCAUUCUUGAUUUUUUUUCCCUGCAUAUAACAGUGGAGAAGUUUAAAAACAAGAACUGCAGGAACAAUGCACUAGUUACCACAAAAUAGUACUACUGCGUGAUUAUUUUCCAGUGAAUGGUCAAGGCUUGUGAAAUUUAGAGGUGUACAGGCUAAUACUCAUGCCAUACAAAUACUUUUUUUUUUUUUCUUUUAAUUCCACUGUAAAAUUAGUUUGUCCACAUGCUCAGUGUUCUGUCAGCUUGCAGUUCAUCUUUAUUAGCAUUCUGUCUUUUGGGCCAGGCUGAAUAAAACUAUGGUUUUCAUUUGCUAUUCCCUUUAGUCCUAAUAAAGGAUGGAACAUGCAUGUACAGCACCUCCCAGAAAGAUGUUUUCUUCAUUUUAAGAACUUCUACUAUCUCUGUGGAGAUAAAGCAUUCUGAUUCUACUCUACUAUGUUAAAAAGCUGUCCAGUUGUUGAGCUGCUUUGCUUGACAAAAGUUUUCCUAGUAUUACAAAGCUGGAGUACAAUCCUGGCCCUGUUGAAAUCCCUUUUGACCCUAGAAAGGCAAAGAUUGCAUCUUCCGUACUUGAUUGGAAGAAGAUGUCUAUAUUUUUUAUUAAUUUACAUUUGCAAAUUAAACAAUUUGGGUUUGUUUCUUUUUUUUUUUUUACUAUUAGUCUAGAAGAUUUUUCUCUGAUUUAUAUAAAGGCUAGAAUAAACUACAAUCAGAUGACAUGCAUUUAAUAUUUUUGAAAAACUUGUAAGUGGGACUUUUAUCUUGUAUGCUGAAGGUUGCUAUACGUUAAUUUCAUGUGUAAUCACUGCUCUUGAGACUUACUCUAAUCUUGUUACUAGUGGAAUUCCAUGGAAACCAGAGAGUCUUGGGAAUUAGUUAAAGGUUUGUGAAUUCUUUAAAAAGGUUUUUUUUGGGGAAAACCCCCCCCCUCAAAAUACAAAAAUAUUCAUUUUCAGAGUAUAUGCUGAUAUGAAAUAAUGACAAAUCACAGUAUUCCCUUGCCAGAUCCAGUAAUUAGGGAUAUGCAUUAAUGUGCCUAUAUGUAAAGCGAGGAAAUUUUGUCAAACUGAACAAAUACCUGUAUUGUUUAAUUGAAAUUCAGUAUAGGACUAAAGAAAUUAGUGAAUUUUAAUCCUACCUUCUGUGUUAGCCAAAUAAAUUAUUCCAACAGAUGUUUCCUCUUUCCCUAUACAUGCUAGGUGAUGUUUGACCUUGGCAACUUAAAAACAGGCAUUAAAUACCUUUUUAACCUACAUCUAAGAUCCACUGAGGAUUACAUACAGCUUGAACAAUGAAAAAUGCCAGUUAUUACUAGAUUACUAAAAUAUGUCAUUAAUCUUUCUGUUUUGAUGAUAUAAAAACAAUAGCAAUUUUAUAUUGGAUUAUAAGUUAGUUUUGAACAUUUUGAGUUAUGGAUAUUGGCAGGAAGUAAUUUAAAGAAAACAAAUCACUUAACUAUUUUAAAGAUACUUAAUACCUUCCAAUGGGAUACACUAUUAUUAAUUUUCCCUGAGUAGAGAAGUUGUUGAAAUUUUGAUGUUGUAAACUUAACCUGUAACCAGCAGUUUUCUGCCUACAAUCCUUUACUCAUGGAAUUAAAUAUUUGAAUAAGUAUUCAUAGCAAUAUCAUAGCAAUUCAGAAUUUGGUGGGAAAGUCACCUUUUGUCUCUCCGGUGUAUGUUAUGUGAUUAGCGAUAUGGUAAUAUCUUUAAAUGAAACAGUCAGCAUAUAGUAAGUACACUGGAUUGCGCCAGCUAAUCAUAAGCCACUCUCCUCGCCACCGUGCAUAUCCUGCAGAGUAGUUCAAAUGUAAGGAACUUGCAGCAAGCCAUGUUAGUUCUUCUUAGCUCUUCAGCAGAUGCUCUUACCAACAGCCUUGGCUUCAGGAAAAAGAGAAAUACAGACACAAGGUACAAACUAGUGCAGUUUUAGCUGAGCACCCUAGAGCUAGUUUUAGCCACUGAAGAGCCUGUAAGCACUCCAACUGUAUUCAGAGUUAGGUGCAUUAAAUAUUCGGAGAUAACCAGCUGGAGCACUUUGGCAGAGCUGAGAGCAUGUUUUGAACAGCCCUGGAGUGCCUCUUCAGCAGCUAUAGCCCCUCUCACUGCCUUUCUUCGGUGAUGGUGUUGAAGGAAAAAUGUAAACAUCUCCUCAGCGAGGUCCAAGAAGUAUCAAUCAGCAACUGAUGAAGGCUGUGGAAGAGAAAUGUAAGGAAUUUAUUUGUCAUUGAAUUAUUCAGCCAUGAUACAGGAUAUGAAAGGAGUCAUUGCUAGAUAAAGUGUAAGGAUAAAGAGAUGAGGUGAAGUUCUGAAAUUAAAUAGUGUUGCUGAAGCAGAGUCAUUUGAAUGGAGGUCAGGUAUUAGCAGUUUCUGAUUACUGUGGCCCAUGUAAGGUUUCAGCAGGCAAUUCAGCUAAUGUAGUGGUUGGUUCCUUUUUUUCUGGGGGGUAUGCACUACUUGCAAAGGUGAGUGUAAGUACUUUUGUAGGACCGUAAUUAACAUUACAGUGUUGUGUACAUGCAUGGUAUUUUCUGUAUCCAUGUUUACAGCCUUGCUGAAUGUGGUGCUGAAUGAUUCUACCCAUGAUAAUUCAUAAUCUGUUUAGAAGGAAAAAUAUAACUCUGUUAUUACAAACAUACACAAUGAUAUACAAAUGGCAUUAUCUUCUGUCUAAACUUACAUUUCAAUAGUGGUCAUUUAAAAAAAAAAAAAAAAAAGGAAGUAGUUUUAUAUAGGCAAAACCUGUAGUACUUAACACUUAAAUUCAGCAUCCUAAAGACAGUGAUAAACAGCAUCCCUUUUUGGCCAUGCCCAUGCCUCUUCACUCUAGUUCUCUGUGAUGCUGGCUGUGUCCAGAACUGGGAAAGGAUCUAAAAAAUACAAUAACAGACCCCCUGCACUGAUAGAGCUGCUGUGCUCUUGGAAAGAAUACAUCCUUUUUAAUACCGCUGAGAGCGUGCAUCUCCUGAUGAGCAGACUGCCAGCUAGACCACAUGUACUCCUACAUGUCUGGAUGACCAGAUAUCCUAUAGACCCAUUCUUGUCAGGAAGUAUAUGCCUGCUGAUUGACAAGCUGGCAGGAGCAUGUUUGCUUGCAUUGGUCUGCUGCCUCUUCCAGGAGAUACGUGCUAUUUCCUAGACCGUUAGAAGACCAAAUGGCAUGUGCAACUUGUCAGCCAGUAGUGGGUAAAAAAAUUACGGGGGCACAUCUGGGUCUGCAGGCUGUAACAGACUUUCAAGAACAUUGAAACCCAGACUGUUUGAAACCUUCUAAGUAAAACACAUGAAUAUUUAGAAUCAUUUAGUUUGGAAAGAUCAUGGAGUACAGCCAUAGGUCAGUAACAUUUUAAACUGAAUGUGUACAUAGAGCAAGCUAUUCUGUGACUUAGUUGCAUCUUGUAAAUGGUUUCAUCAAAAUUGUAUCAGGAAUGAAGUACUACUUUAGGAUGGUGAAGUAAACAAAAAGCAAACUCAAAUCUUUGCAUAUCUAUUUUUCAGGUGUUAAAUGUUCACUAUAAUUGUUAUUACAUAAAUGAACCAGACAUCCAGUAUGCAGUAUUUACUUUUUCCUAUCCUUAAAUCUUUAUUGCAUGUAAUUUUAUUGUAACUAAUUUACAAAAUUAUAAAAAUCACUUUUAUAUACACAAAGCAUCAAUCAAAUUAACAAAGUAAAGAAAUAAUACUGUGUUUUCAGGUUUUUAACAGAUACCUGCAUGGGAGAUUUAAAGAAGUAAUUUGAGGUUAAAAUAAGACAGCUACUUGAAUUGGGAUAUAUAAAUAAAUCCUGUAAUAACUUCAGUAUAACCCUGGAAGCUAUUCAUCUGAAGUCAGUUCCAAUAAACUAAUUUACUGCAAUGAUACUAACACUGUUUUGAUAUUUGCCUUCCUGUAUCCUGUCAUACAUUGUGUAGGAAUACUCCUAUAUCUGAAAAAUUGAAAGCAGAUGCUUUAAUAAACUUCAGGUGAAAAUGCAAUCAUUGUGCCCUUGUCUAGAAAGAUGAGAUGCUACAUUUUGGAGGACCGCAUUCCAACCACUAAUUCCUUCGUAACAGCUAUACCUCCUCAAAUUCACUUCCAGCACCCUGAGAUGCAUCCCAUCCAGCUGCAGACUUGGAUAUGUCAGAUUUGCUUUCGUGGUUCCUAAAUAGAUCACCAUUUGGUAGCAUUUCUCCCCACCAAAAACUGUUCCUAGGACCUAGGAGGUGUGAGACCAGGCCUUGCCCCAGUAAAGAUUCUGAUGCUUUUGAAGCAAUCCGCAGUACUGUGGUAGCAUGCUGGUGUGUUAGAAGUACCAAAAGGGAAAAAAAAAUAAAGCAUCAGAGCUUGACCACCUCCCCUUGGUACUGCUUUGACCAUAAUCGGAAUAUAUGUAUAGAUACAUAAGCUUUAUAAUCAUGGUGUACACACACAGUGUUAGAGUUACUGAUCUAAAGUUCAAAUGUGAACUUUAGAUCAGUAACCGAUGAAAAAUUCCUGUAUUUCACAAAUAUCACAUUAAAAACAGUGCAAGGUGUAAGUUAAUUUAAUGCUGUAUUAUUUCUUUAUAUAUGCAGGUAUAAAGCAGUGCAUAGAACUGUCUGUGAUAUAGCUAUAAAAGCCACACAAUCCAAAAGUUCAGAGAUGGGGGCAGAAAGGGGAAAAAGCGGCCAAAAAAUUAAGUCAGUGUUCAAGAUAUGCCCAUUGAUUUUUCAGAAUGAAAAUUCAGCACAUGAUCUGUUAAUACGGGUAAUUCAGAGUGUAACUGUUAAAAUAAGGGGAGCUGAAAGGCUUUUCCUUGCUUUUCUUACGGUUGUUUUUUUUGUCUCUGUGUAUUGUGCAAAGUAGCUAUUCUGACUUACAGAGCUCUGAGGGGAAUCGAUUAAUAUGUGAACCUGCUUAUUUACAGUCACUAAAUGAUAAAUGUUAUAUACUGUGAGUGUAAACAAUACAUUUUACUUUGCUAGGAAAAAAAACCCAGUUGUUUUAAGUCAUGUGGCCUUGAAGGAGUUCACUGCUAAAAAAAGAUGUAUUUGAACCUUAACCCCUUCCAUCAAAUGACACUGUAACCAGAGACUACAGAAAUGACUGGCUACAUCCUUCUGUUCUCUUAAUUCUGAGCAGAAUUAAUUGCUGAAUCAAAACCAAGAUAAAUCAGAGCCAGCUGUGAAAUGAUCCAUGUAAUAGACUAAUACUUUAAUUCAGAAAGGGGUUUGGAGCAAUAAGAUCUUCCUUUCUUGGAGAGUUAAUGUAUUAGACUGUCACAGUAAUCACUAAUUACAUGUCCAGUAAAGUUAGGUGUAAUCAGUUACACAUAGUUUGUAGAAAAACGUUUUGGAAUAAAAGACUGAGUCUUACCCGAUUUCAUUUGUAUAAGAAAUUGCUUGGAUUAUUCCUAAGAUGUUGUUUCUUAUGGAACUUGAAAAUUACCAGUAUUUGAUAAAAAUUUAUGUGGAAAAAAUUGUUAACUAUCACCAUUUUUGUGUGUGGAAAAAGUCAAUUUUGUAAUAAAGGAAGGUCCAAAGGAAUUGUCCCUGAAAUAAAACCUUUCCUAAUGGAGUUUCUCUGUAUCAGUGUCAGCUCAGCGUCUUACGCUUGAGACCCUCUCUGAAAUGAGAAAGGAAUUUUUCCUGAAUAAGGAAAUCGGGAUCUGUCUUUUUGCAUUCAAUGUUUUGUGUAUUUUGUUACCAUUUAUAUUUUAUUGCCCUUUGAUAAAGAUAAUCAAAUAAAUUUUAACUCCUGCAUGCAUUCUCCCCUUGAAUAACAGGAUCUUUAUCUUCAUUCUCAAGAAACAGAAUUCCAAAACGAAGGUAGUAAAUAAGUGGUACUAAACCCUGAGGUGCCAGUUGCUUCUGUUAAAACGAAUGAGUCCUUUGCCUUCAAAAUAAGAAAAUACAAACCAGUAAAUAAAGCCCUGAUGUGUAGCUGUCAUUAUUAGUCCAUUACUGCGAUUAGUAUUAACUGAGCACGGUACUUCUUGGUUUAGCUGCCAUCACC